AGAUGGCCCAUCAAGUGCUCCCCCGUCGACAUCCGAUCGUUCCGGGGGUCCCAACCCUGAGGCAAAUGUGGCCCGUGGAUCUGACAAGCCCAGUGCCACCACCAAACCCACCAAGCACCCGCAUAAAUCUGGGUCUGUGGGCACCGCCGCCGCUUCGACGUCAUCUCGGAAACGAGAUGCCCCUGCUAAGACCUCGCGGCCGGCAUCAGAGCAGACCUCCCGUAAGGAAGCUCCUUCGGACCCGAAGGACGGAUCGGGUACCGGUAAAGACACCUCCUCCAGGGCGAAGGCGGCCCCCCAUAGGGAGGAUACACCCAGAUCGGGUGGAAGGCUCACGGAAUCUCCUAUUCCCUUCUUCCCUCCGGAUGCUCCGCGGGGCUCCGCGUCAUCCAAGAAGAGGAAGGCAUCGGCUUCAGCUCAGGAUGCUACGGCUUCCAAGAAGUCCAAGCAUUCUAAGGACCGUCCCCGUAAGGAGCCUGGGGUGACUAAAGAACCAGAGCCCUCGACCCGUCCUCGCAUCCGGAUGGAUUCUCCAAGACAGGACACUCUGUCGGUCGUGUCCGAUAGGCCUCCACUGAGGGAGGCCCAGCAAGAUUUGUCCACCCCGGGACCUUCAGCGGCCGCAACCGUGCCUUUUCUCCUCUCGAAUGAGGAAGACUUCCAAGACAGGCUUUCGAGGUCCCCUUCUCGGGAAUUGCCCUCGCGUUCUCCAUCCCCAGCUCGGAGGGAUCGGGACCCGAGGUCGCCGUCGCCAGCUCCCCUGUCUCCCUUGCCGGUGCCCGAUGAUGAUGGCGUGUUUUAUGACUCCGAGGCAGACCAGUUCUACCUGAAGGUGUCUAGGAGAGUCGCAAUGUCCAGGAUGCCCUCUCGUGAUCACCCCCGUGACCGUCCCCGAGAAGGUUCACAGUUAAACAAACGCCAGCGGGACCCUGUUCCAGCUUCCAGAGCUGCUUUGCUUCAACCUGCACCGCGACCAGCUGAUAAACGCAAUGUUGUGGUUCAGGUGGAGUCCUCCGAUUCCGAGGCGGACGCUUCGGUCGCGACGGAAGACCCCUCCGAUGUGGAAGACCCCCCGCGUCAGUCGCCGCAGGAUCUCCACUAUCCAGAGGCAGCCUCGCCUUCGGAUGAUGUUCGUUCCUUCGCGGAACACAUCAUUAAGAUGUCCAGGGCCCUGGACAUCGAUCUUGUUUAUCCGGAGGCGGAUGCAGAAGACCAAGUCGAGCGUCGGGUCCAUGGCCGGGUCCCAACACCCCCGUGUGUCCCAUUUUUGCCAUCCUUGCAAACGAUCCUCAAGCGUUCCUGGGACUCUCCUUCGUCUCUCCUCGGGCCCCCAAGGAAGAUCGAGUCGCUAUACAGGGUCGCAGCUCCAAAUGCUCCGUGGCUCAUGUCACAUCCUCGCCAGAAUUCGGCGAUUGUGGAAGGAGCUCAACAGACCUCCACCCAGCGCCAGACCACCUCACCGGUCGAUAAGGAGGCCAAGAAGAUAGACUCUCUGGCCAAGAAGGC
Molecule: messenger RNA, 1506 nt
Organism: Sceloporus undulatus (fence lizard)
Lineage: Eukaryota; Metazoa; Chordata; Lepidosauria; Squamata; Phrynosomatidae
Product: serine/arginine repetitive matrix protein 1-like
Exons: 2
Source: RefSeq, a predicted model, not a curated record